AUGACGCUGGAGUGAAGAGGAAAGGAACUGAUGUUCCCAAGUGGAUCAGCAUCAUGGCCGAGCGGAGCGUGUGCCACCUGCAGAAAGUAUUUGAUAGGUACAAGAGCUACAGCCCUUAUGACAUGUUGGAGAGCAUCAGGAAAGAGGUUAAAGGAGACCUGGAAAAUGCCUUCCUGAACCUGGUCCAGUGCAUUCAGAACAAGCCCCUGUAUUUUGCUGAUCGGCUGUACGACUCCAUGAAGGGCAAGGGGACACGAGAUAAGGUCCUGAUCAGAAUCAUGGUCUCCCGCAGUGAAGUGGACAUGUUGAAAAUUAGGUCUGAAUUCAAGAGAAAGUAUGGCAAGUCCCUGUAUUAUUACAUCCAGCAAGACACUAAGGGUGACUACCAGAAAGCGCUGCUGUACCUGUGUGGUGGAGAUGACUGAAGCCCGGCGCGGUGUGAGCAUCCAGGAAUGGUGCUCCCUACGCUUCCAGCUAACAGGUCUAGAAAACCACCUUGCGACUAACAGUCCCUAUCGCCGGCCCUGUGAGGAUGACCUUAACACUACCCUCACCCUCAUUCUAGUUGCCUAAGCAUUGCCUGGCUUUCCUGUCUAAUCUCUCCUGUAAGCCAAAGAAAUGAACAUUCCAAGGAGUUGGAAGUGAAAUCUGUGAUGUGAAACACUUUGCCUCCUGUGUACUGUGUCGUAAACAGUUGAAUAAACUGAAUUUGUACUUUAGAAACAA
Messenger RNA from Cebus imitator (Panamanian white-faced capuchin), 726 nucleotides. Its product is annotated as annexin A2-like. The transcript has a single exon. Gene Ontology annotation, molecular function: calcium ion binding; cytoskeletal protein binding; calcium-dependent phospholipid binding. Gene Ontology annotation, cellular component: cytoplasm. NCBI's taxonomy places the organism in Eukaryota, Metazoa, Chordata, Mammalia, Primates, Cebidae. The coding region runs from base 54 to 425 and encodes 123 amino acids. The record is from RefSeq and is a predicted model, not a curated record.